CCAUAGCAGCACUCCUCGUCAGUAAGGAAGCCAACGAACCUACUCGGCGUGUGAAGGAGGUCCUUCGCGAAACCAGAGGGGACACUCGUUCGUUUAUUUUGGGAUCUUAAACCGAGAAGGAUUAUCAUUCUAACAUGGUGGUGGUAACAGCAGCAGCCGGGGGGGGGCACAAGUUGCUCCUGAUCUCCGGGAAGCAGAGCGGCGGCUCCUCGUCGGCGAACUUCGGCCGGCCCAUUUCGGUAGUCCUGCCGUCCGCCUCCAGCCAGGCGUCGUCGGACUCCGAGUCGAGCAGCUCCGCGGGGCCGCCGGUGCGGAAAAGGCAGCGGCUUACACACUUGAGUCCCGAGGAGAAAGCACUUCGAAGGAAACUGAAGAACAGAGUUGCAGCCCAGACCGCCAGGGACAGGAAAAAGGCCAAAAUGGGGGAACUGGAACAGCAGGUCUUGGAGUUGGAGCUUGAGAACCAGAAACUUCACAUUGAGAACAGGCUGCUCCGGGAAAAGACCAGCGGCUUGCUGAGCGAAAACGAGGAACUGAAGCAGAGACUUGGGUUGCACACCCUUGAAUCCAAGGAGAAGGUUCAGGUGUUUGUGUCCGCCGGGAACGACGCAGGUUUGGGAAUCGGGUCUUCUGAGUCCGCAGCACUCAGGCUACGUGUGUCCGCAGCAGGUGCAGGCCCAGCAGUUCCCAAGUCUGAAGACCUCCCAAUGGAUGCAGAUGGCCCUGACGCUACAGACCAUGAGUCUGAUCUGCUCCUGGGCAUUCUGGACAUCCUCGACCCGGAGCUCUUCCUCAAGACCUGCGAGCAGGAGUGCCAAGACCCGCGGGUGCUGCUGGUCGGAGGGGGGGACCCAGUACCUGCCGCCACACCUGCACCUCUGGGGGCCCCACCAGUCAAGCUGGAGGCCCUUAAUGGGCUGAUCCAUUUUGACCACCUCUACACAAAGCCGGCGGAGGUGGCCGGCGAGGAGAGCGACCACGAAGACGGGAUGGCUUCCUUCCCUGUGGCCGAGGUGGUGGUGGAGGAGGACGAGCGCGUCUGCGUGAAAGAUGAGCCGGAGGAAGUGGUCAUCCCCGGCCGGAUGGAUGACGACUUCCUCUGCGCCGCCUCCUCGCCCGCCCUCGGCGGCCUGGACAAGGAAGCCUGCCUGGCAGACACCUACAGCGACUCGGGAUAUGAAGGCUCCCCCUCCCCCUUCAGCGACAUGUCAUCGCCACUGUGCUCCGAGAGCCCGUGGGACGACAUGUUCGCCAACGAACUCUUUCCCCAACUCAUUAGUGUCUGAACCCCCAAACAAUCUGCCAUUUAAAAACUAUAUAUACAUGUAAGAGCUAACAUGUAGCGCCUAGCUAACUGGUCAGUGGCACCUGCUCGUAUUUGCUAGCUAACCACGUGAUCUCUGACUACAGCAGGUCUGUAACUGCUAGCCACGCCGCAAUGCAUCAUGGCAGAUGUGAGUUUGCAAUGUUGCUUUAUUACUGCCGAGGAUUUGAUUGCUCACAAAUGUUUUGUUGGCGCAAUCCGGUGUUUCAGUCAAUUGUAAAUGGGGGAGGGGUGAUCAUUUAAAUAUGAAAUAGUAUUUAUUUGUAUUCUGCUUCUAGGUCGCUCCAUGUCCGCACCUUCUAUACGUUGCCUGCUCUCCUUGUCUAAUUUACUGCAUUAAAAAAACUUUUGCAUUGCA
This is a messenger RNA of Doryrhamphus excisus (bluestripe pipefish), 1682 nucleotides long. It is a transcript of the gene xbp1, whose product is annotated as X-box binding protein 1. NCBI's taxonomy places the organism in Eukaryota, Metazoa, Chordata, Actinopteri, Syngnathiformes, Syngnathidae. Gene Ontology annotation, cellular component: nucleus. The record is from RefSeq and is a predicted model, not a curated record. Gene Ontology annotation, biological process: regulation of DNA-templated transcription. Gene Ontology annotation, molecular function: RNA polymerase II transcription regulatory region sequence-specific DNA binding; DNA-binding transcription factor activity, RNA polymerase II-specific.